Messenger RNA from Cryptococcus amylolentus CBS 6039, 1185 nucleotides. RefSeq lists its product as hypothetical. NCBI's taxonomy places the organism in Eukaryota, Fungi, Basidiomycota, Tremellomycetes, Tremellales, Cryptococcaceae. The record is from RefSeq and is a predicted model, not a curated record. The transcript is spliced from 2 exons. The coding region runs from base 1 to 1185 and encodes 394 amino acids.
AUGCCUCAAGAACCCUACAAUUCCUGCGUUUGCGCCAACGCCAACAUUUCACUGCCCAUCUACGACAUCAUCACAUCUCUCUCCCCUCUUCCCGCCGAGAUCCGCAACCUUGUCUACAGCUUUUUGAUAGCGGCUCCCUGUAAGGCGCACGCUCUCAUCUUUAGCCGCCUCUCGAGAGAUCAUUACGACAAUAUCGUACUUCGCUUGUACCAGCAAAUUGUGGUAACGGACAAGGCGGUCGACGCGGGCCUGUACAAGAGUUAUUCAAAUGUGGACAAUCAAUCCCAUCAAUCAAAUGAGCACAGGACUCUUCCCAGCAAGAAGGAACUGCUCGACUGCUGCGAGUCGCUUGUGUUUACCUCCAUAUACGCUUGGGCACAGACCAUAGGCAUGUUCGAUAUGCGUGGGACAACACCUGUCAUGUCGCCCAUGUUUCGCAACCUCAAUCAUGUCGCCUUCGCAUCUGGCUUUGUCGAAGAGAUCUGUCGACGAGAGGCUCUUCCCCUUGAUCGUUACAUCACACCCAAGGCUCUCUGGUACAUCUCAGAUGCCUGUAUACAUCUUCCCAAAUCUUUUUCUGAAGACUUGGCGAUAGAUCUGGGGAAUGUGUCCAGCUACUUGAUGGAUUUUGGAAUCGGGACAAAUGACACUACUGAGACGGUUCUUCGCCUUCACAACUGCCAGCCAACCAAGCUGGCAAUGGCAGAUGAAAGACUCGCCUUCGCACAUGAUGUGGUGUAUAUCCAUAUGCCGCCUAAGAGGAUCGAGAACGCUGUGGAUAUAGCGGCACGACAAGUAGACGAGAUAGUGGAAUACUGGAUCGCGACCUCUGUGAAUAGAGCGGCACGGCAAGUAGACGAGAUAGUGGAAUACUGUGUAAAGUCUGUGACUGAAUGGGACGCGAUGAAGACCAGAUUCAUUAUUCACGGUCCUCCCGAACCGUUUGGCAAGGCAGUUGUCUUCACCAACUUUGGCACCGUUAUAACCCCAGCUGGUCUUGUCUUCGUCAUCUCACCUAGCAUCGCCCAGUCGAUUAUCGACAGAGCCGAGAGGGAGGUUAGACGGAGGGUACGAUUGUUUUUGGAGAGCGAAUUGUCGGCAGGUUGUGGGCUGGAGGCCAAUUUCCAUGUACGAGGCUAUGAGGAGUGCAGGUUUUGUUCUUUGCGAAGCUCUUCUUCUGGAUGA